AUGAAAUCCGGAUCUUUCUUCGUAUACCCUCUUGCUACUAUUUCUCUGAUCUUCGCUUGCUCAGCUGAGUCCCGCCCCUUCGACGGCAUCGUCAACUCGCUCCACAUCCUCACCGAGCAAUCACCGCUUCGCGACUACAUCAUGGGCAAACCAGAGGGGCAGGUCUCAACUGGCGUCAUCAUAUCCGAUGUCAUCGGAAACACACAGGAGAUUGCUAUCUUCAGCGGCUUGACAAGGGACAUCAACGCCGUAGCCGGACGAUUAGACGACGCAGCGCAGAACGCCACUGUACUCGCUCCUCACAACAGCGUCAUGCGCGACUUGAAGAGGAAACCAUGGGAAGACCCAGAAGACUACAACAAACUAGGCGCCGAAGCUUACCAGGGCGCUAGCGGAGAAGACCGCGCGAAGAGCAACAUCGAGCGCUUCGUCCAGCGGCACAUCAUACCCGAAAGUCCGUGGGAAGAGGGCAAGAAAAUCAAGACACUUGCUGGCAACGAGAUCUGGUGGGAGUCUAAAAACGGCCAAAAGAAGAUCCAACCAGCCAACAUCGAAAUCAAGAGUAUCGCCGACAAGGUCGCCAACGGUGAAGUCUGGGUGCUUGGAGGAUCUCUCGCUUAA
This is a messenger RNA of Bipolaris sorokiniana ND90Pr, 621 nucleotides long. RefSeq lists its product as uncharacterized. The transcript has 2 exons. The coding region runs from base 1 to 621 and encodes 206 amino acids. The record is from RefSeq and is a predicted model, not a curated record. NCBI's taxonomy places the organism in Eukaryota, Fungi, Ascomycota, Dothideomycetes, Pleosporales, Pleosporaceae.